AUGAAUGACAAUGCUAGGAUUGAGGCAUUCAUCAUAAAGUUUGGUUCCUUUGCUCCAAAGCGAUACUCUUAUGGAGAAAUAAAGAAAAUGACAAAUCAAUUUAAUGAUAAAUUAGGUCAAGGAGGUUUUGGAAGUGUAUAUAAAGGAAAGUUGCCCGAUGGUCGUCUUGUGGCAGUUAAAUCCCUAAAUGAAACGAAGAGCAAUGGAGAGGAUUUUAUGAAUGAAGUAGCUAGUAUUAGCAGAACUUCUCAUGUUAAUAUAGUGACUUUGCUUGGCUUUUGCUUUGAAAGAUCGAAGAGAGCUUUGAUUUAUGAAUUCAUGCCAAAAGGGUCGUUGGAUAAGUUCAUUUAUAGUCAAGGAACGGAUAAUCAAAGUCGUCAAUUGGAAUGGAAAACUUUGUAUGACAUUGCCCUUGGAAUCGCUAGAGGACUGGAGUACUUGCAUCAAGGUUGCAAUACAAGGAUCUUGCACUUUGACAUAAAGCCUCAUAAUGUUCUUUUAGAUGAGAACUUUUGUCCCAAGAUCUCUGAUUUUGGCUUAUCUAAAUUAUGCGAAAGAAAGAAGAGUGUUGUAUCAAUGACAGGUGCUAGAGGAACUGCUGGAUACAUUGCUCCAGAAGUGUUUUUUCGAAAUUUGGGAGGAGUUUCUCAUAAAUCUGAUGUCUAUAGUUAUGGAAUGAUGGUCCUUGAAAUGGUUGGAGGAAGAAAAAAUAUUGAUGUUGAAGUGUCUCAAACUAGUGAAAUAUAUUUUCCUUCAUGGAUUUAUAAGCAUCUUGAUCAGUCUAAGAACUUGAAUCUUAAUGAAGAAAUAACAGGAGAGGAAGAAGAAAUAACAAGGAAAUUGAUUGCAGUGAGUCUUUGGUGCAUUCAAACCAAUUCAUUAGAUCGACCGUCAAUGACUAGAGUAAUAGAAAUGUUGCAAGGGAGCCUUCAAUCAUUGGAACUUCCUCUACGACCCACCUAA
Molecule: messenger RNA, 963 nt
Organism: Gossypium raimondii (Peruvian cotton)
Lineage: Eukaryota; Viridiplantae; Streptophyta; Magnoliopsida; Malvales; Malvaceae
Product: PR5-like receptor kinase
Exons: 1
Coding region: 1-963 (320 amino acids)
Biological process (GO): protein phosphorylation
Molecular function (GO): ATP binding; protein kinase activity
Source: RefSeq, a predicted model, not a curated record